Messenger RNA from Telopea speciosissima, 494 nucleotides. RefSeq names its product FCS-Like Zinc finger 17-like. The record is from RefSeq and is a predicted model, not a curated record. Bases 102 to 494 code for a protein of 130 amino acids. NCBI's taxonomy places the organism in Eukaryota, Viridiplantae, Streptophyta, Magnoliopsida, Proteales, Proteaceae. The transcript has 2 exons.
UGCUUCCAAGAUGCAGAUGUACCUUCUUUUUGGCUGGCGAAGAGAGUUUUGAGAGAAGAAGCACAAAUAUAUCCGCCAUUAGAGAUGGUAAAAGCUCCAAUAUGAGCUCUGCGUACCCAACCGGCUUGAGGAUUCUUAUAGAGCGUUCAAGAGGUGAACCUAACAUUGUCUGUAAAUCCACAAUGACAUGGAGAAAACGAAGACCCAUCACGGCUGGAGCUCAACGUGCUGUUUCCUUCAAUUCUGGAGAAAUCGAAUUUAAAUCUCUUAAAACAUGUCACCUGUGCCAGAAACGCUUGAGCCCCAAUAAAGAUGUUUUCAUGUACAGGGGAGACCAAGGGUUCUGUAGCGUGGAAUGCCGAAGCCGGCAAAUUUUCUUAGAUGACAUGAGAGAGAUUGAAGCUUCUACUAACGCUAUGCUAUCAUCAUCAUCAUCAUCCCCUUGUCGAUCAAGCAGGCGGGUUCGAGAUUCCGGUUGGCGAAGAUUAAGCUGA